GAAAACAAAUAACAACCGCGACAAGACGACUAGGCCUAAUGUACAUGUAAUCGGUUACAAUUUUCUGACAUUUGAGGUUUUGGAAUCAUGCAAAUAUUAUGAACCGCAAUUAAUUCUUGUAGGUACUUGUAUUCGCUUUUUGAGAUAGCGCAAAUUAUUUGUUAAUAAUAAGGAAGAAAAGUAAGCGCACGUACUUGAACUUUUCAUAGAACAAUUUUACAAUGUCACAUAAUGAUGUGAUAAUGUCAGUAGGCCCUACCCUGUUCGUUGUUAUUUCUGGAUCAUGAUAGUUGCAGGAAACUAAAUGGCUCCGUCUGGCAAUAACUGGCCUCAAUCACUCUGUCAUUAAUUGAGCCAAAAAGAACACAUUUUAUCUUUACAAGUUACAAGAGCAAUUUAUAAUUGAUAAAUAGCUGAAUAGGCCUAUGGCAAAUAAAUCCACUAAAACAAAGUGUUAGUGCAUAUUAAUUCAAUUGGGAAAUGAAGCCAAGUGACAAGUUAUUAACAUUUUAAUUCGAAACCUGCAGAAAAGGGUAGUUAAAGCACCUGUUAAGACAAUAAAUGUGUGAUUUAGAUUGUGACUGAAGUAAUUAUGACUGGUGAUGGCGAGUGAUGCUUUCAAUUGAAAAACAUUGCCUUUUUGUAUUUCUAUAUGGCUGUUUUCUACCAAACAGUAUAUAAUAUAAGCUACCAACGUUUUAUGUGGUAUUCAUUGCAACACAAAUAUCCAUUUUUGCAAAGUGUACACAGUAAGCUGAAAACAUAAAAAUGACUCCAUCAGAAAAUAAUUGGCCUUAUGUUAUCAAUCUUAGUAACAGUAUUAUUGGAAUAUCUACAUUGGCUAUGCCAUACUGUUUUAAACAGUGUGGUAUUGUUUUGGGUAUUUUGAUAUUGCUGUUCAGUACAUGGUUGACUUUGGUGUCUUGUCAGAUUCUGAUGAAAGCUGGCAUAACAUCUAGAAAGAGCUCUUAUGGGUUCUUAGCCUAUUAUACAUAUGGUGUUUCUGGAAAAUUAGCUGUAGAAUUGGGUAUGAUUGGUCUACAGAUUGGAACACUAAUAGCUCAGAUAGUAGUUAUAGGAGAUUUUGGUCCUGCUAUUUUAUCUAAGAUAUUUGCCAUAGAGAAUUCGUCCAAUUUACGAAUAGGAUUGAUAAUGUUUUUAUGUCUGUGUGUUGGUCUACCAUUGGGUUUAUUAAAAGAUUUAAGAGCUGUUAGUAGAGCUAGUACAGUGUGUGUGUGUUUCUAUGUUAUAUUUAUAUUUUAUGUUUUAUCAUUGUCUGCACCAAAUUUAUUAAGCGGAGAAUGGUAUCUCAAGGUAUCUUUCUGGAAAAACGAAGGAGUUUUUGGAACGCUUUCUAUAUUUGCUUAUUCAUUUGGUUGUCAAACGCAGUUGUUUGUUUUAUAUGAUGCCUUACCAGAACCAUCAUUAAAAGCUGUAAAUGGUAUUACCAGUAGUGCUGUUAAUUUAUGUGCUGUAGCUUAUUUGUUGAUGGGAUUUUUUGGAUAUAUUGCAUUCCAUGAAGAUGACAUCACAGCAGAUAUAAUCAAACGCUUUCCGCAAACUUUUAUUGCUGAUUUGAUGAAACUUGGUUUUGUUAUUUCUACUGCCAUUACCAUCCCACUGAUUAUGUUUCCAUGUCGUGUCAGUCUGUACAAUUUACUCUUUUCUCAAAUCCAUUACAAACCAAAGGGUCAUGAUGAUAUGCCAGCACAAACACAUAUUCCAGAAAUACAUUUUAAAAUUCUUACCUUAUUCAUUGUAAUUGUUCCUAUGAUUGUUGCUAUUAUUGUUCCAAAUGUUGAGUUUAUAUUAAGUUUUAAUGGUGCUACUAUGGGUACUCUGAUGUGUUUUAUAUUCCCAGCCAUAUUUUUUCUGAAAGUCAAUAAAGGGGAAUCAAAAGGUUUGGCACAGAUUGUUCUUAUAUGUGGCGUUACCAUCAUGUUGAUUAGCACCUUUAGUUUACUGAAUACUGUAGAGAAGGGACAUGGACACCAUAUAGCUAAAGAUACAGUAAAAGAUAUUGUUAACAAAUUAGAUAUACCUGAUAAACAAAUAGAAAAACCUGAAGUUAAAGCAUCUAUUGAGAAGGAUGAUCAAAGGAAGGAACCUGCUAAUCCACAAGCACCAGAUGAUGAUACAAAGUUGAAAAGCAUCAAAACUGUUGGAAAAGAUUCGACUUCAAGGAAGAAGAAAAAAUCUGUCAAGAACGAUGAUGGUGUUGAAGAAGUUGGUCAAGAGAAAGAGGCUGUUGUAAAUGAAGAUGAUGUAAAAAAGAAAGACACCCAGCAAGUCGAGGAAAAACUUAAAGAAAAGGAGAAGCAGAUUGAAGAAACAGCUCUAAAACAGAAAGAUUUAUUGAAUAAAUUAGAAAAACAACAACAGGAGUCUAAGAAGAUUUUAGAAGCCCAAAAAGAAUUAAUGGAGGAGUUAAAAGAUCAUAAAAAAGAGCAUGUGGAUAGUAAGAUUUUGGGUCAGAAGGCAGUAUUACAUGGGGAUCAUCAAUCAGUUCUUGCACAAGGUCAAGCUGGUUUCAAGUCUCCUCAAAACAUUCUUGCACAAAACCUUCCCUUGGGUAAAUCAGUACAGAAUAACCUGGGUGGACAAGUACCUGUUCAAAACAAUCUUGGUGGUCAAGUCCCUGUUCAGAAUAACGCUGGUGGUCAAAUUCCUGUUCAGAACAAUCUUGGAGGUCAAGUUCCUGUUCAGAACAAUUUAGGUGGUCAAGUACCGGAUCAGAAUAACCUUGGUGGUAAAGUACCGGUUCAGAAUAACCUUGGUGGUCAAGUACCGGUUCAGAAAAACCUUGGUGGUCAAGUUCCUGUUCAAAACAAUCUUGGUGGUAAAGUUCCUGUUCAGAACAAUCUUGGAGGUCAAGUUCCUGUUCAAAACAAUCUUGGAGGUCAAGUUCCUGUUCAAAACAAUCUUGGUGGUCAGGUUCCUGUUCAAAACAGUAUUGGUGGUCAAGUUCCCAUUCAAAACAAUCUUGGUGGACAAGUACCUGUCCAGAAUAAUCUUGGUGGACAAGUACCUGUUCAAAACAAUCUUGGUGGCCAAGUUCCUGUUCAAAACAAUCUUGGUGGACAAGUUCCUGUUCAGAACAAUCUUAGAGAUCAAGUACCAGUUCAGAAUAAUCUCAAUGGUCAAGUUCCUGUUCAAAAUAACCUAGGGGGUCAAAUUCCAGCACAGAACAAUCUUGGUGGACAGGUUCCAGUUCAGAACAAUCUUGAUGGACAGGUUCCUGCUCAGAACAGUCUUGGUGGUCAGGUUCCUGUUCAGAACAUUCCAAUUGGAAAAUCACAGAAUCAAGUUCCGGUGCAGAAUGUUGUGGUAAAUCAGGGAGCAGGCAUGAACCAAGACAAUGUUUUAAAUAGAGGUAGGAGAGAUGUAAAAGAAACAAUAAAGAUGAAACAAGAAACUGAAACUGGUAAUGAAGAUGAUAACGAAGAAGUUGAUGAUAAUAAUAAUAAUAUAAAAGAGGAUUUACCUGUAGAUGUGGAUGUUAAAAAUGAUGAAAUGAGGAGAAAAUUACGUAAUGUUGACGAUAAUGUAAAUGGUUUACUGUCUAGAUCAUUGCUGUCAGUUACCGCCAUUUCAGAUAAAGAGAAAGAAUGAAGAGCAUUAGAUACUGUCAGUAUUUACAUAUACUGAGAUGUAAUAAAAAUGCACCAUUGAUUAGACUGGAAGUGCAGGCGAGACGUGACUUCCACAAUGUUGCAUCGAUCUUAGCUUUUUAAAAGCCACAUUUUAUAUCCAUUUUCUGCACCAUAAAAUCGUGAUUUGCAACAUUCCCAUUCUGUCCAACAUUCAAUUUUUUGUGUUUGAGAGAAUUGAUCUACAGUGUGCUUAUGUGAUAAUGAAAAUAACAUUCUCACGUGUUAUCGUGGUGAUGUGAUUUGUAUCAAGAAAACAAGAUAUGCAAUCAUCAAUUUAUAAAAGUGGUUCGUUUUAUUGUGUCUCAGUAUAUAGGGACUUUGUUUUCUUUCUGAAAUCCAUUCCUUUCCUUUGUGAAAUUGAGUAAUCAUCAAACUCGGAUAAUUUCAUUUUCUGAGCACUGCCACAAUUGUGAAAAACAGUAAAACAAACACACGGAAACUAAGGAGAUAAUACCCUACACUUGCAAGCCAUCAAAAAAAUAUCAUAUUGAGAAAAUGAUGUGCAAUUGUGUUUAUAUCUGUAUAUAAGAUACAUGUAUAUUUGUCCCAUCACUUUUUUUAGAUUGUAUUAUUUUGCUUUAUAAAGACAAAAGGAUCCUAGUUCUAACAUCACUCAUCAAAAAUACUGAUAACAUAUCCGGUAUUGGAAGAUGUUUUUUCAAUAAAUGUAUUUGCUGUUUCUUAAUUUGUAAAUUAUUGAAAUAUUUUACAUUUUUAAAACUUAAAUUCUAGAUGCACAUUAGGUUCUUUGAUUGAUACUGAAAAGGAGAAUUUCAAUCAUAGAAGAGAAUUAUGUACUAUAUUUAAAAUGCAUUAUGUUAGAGCUAAAUCCCAUAACCAAAUGUCUAGACCAUUGGAUGGCUGUUAAAAUGGAUAUCAAGACAUUCUUUAUUAUUGUAGAAAUGGUACUUGACAAUUGAGACCAUAUUUUCAAAACUUCAAACACUCAUAAUUUUACUUUUAUGUAAUGGAUCUUCGAUAUUACCUAUUGUUAAACACUGAUAUAAACCCAUGUAAUACCAUUAAAAGCUUAUAAAUCUCAUGACUAUUCAGUCAAUUUUGUCUACAUAAAUAUCAGGAAAAAUUUAGUUGUAAAUAAGUGUGGUUUAAUGGUGGAGAGGGAUACAUUAAGUUAUAUAUUGAUACUGCAUGAGGGUGUCGACCCAAUAAUUGUAUCAUUAUAUUAUGUAAUGUCUUGCUUGAGACACUUGACAUGAAAUACAGAUAGACUAUCCUGCACGUGCAUUUCAAUAAAAUUGUUACAAGAUUCCAUUAUGUCAUCUUGUAUAAAUAAUGAACGAUUGGCACAAUGCCCAUACAUUAUCUGAAAUAAUGGUAUGCCAACAUUAAAAGAUGAUAUCGCAUCUUUAUUUUAAAAUCAAUUAAGAUUGCACUAGUACUGUGACAGUUUGUUGAAAAGUAAAAAAAAAAAAAUGAAUCAUUUUGAUCAUAUAUUUUUAUAAUUAUUCCUCAAAUAGAAAUACUUAACCUGUUAGUAUAGUAUUGAGAAAAUAUAUAUAUAUAUAUUUAUUAUAUUAUUAAUAUAUUUUUGGUUGUAUGAAUAUUUUUAGUAACAGUUUCCUAUUCCAUGUAAUCACUGUUCUGUGCCAAUAAGCACCCACUUGUUUUUUUUAAACACUGUUUAAAGCAUCUCCUAACAUAUUUCAUCAAAUACUGUACAUUGACAUUAGGGAAAGUAGGAUAAAAAGAAAGAACAUAAUAUUUUAUUUUGUGAAGAAUAUAUAUGUCAAUAUUACUUAGAUCAUUUAUAUGCUAUAACUUCACAUUGGAGUAGAUCUAAAAUGAUAUAACUAUAUUUUGUUACAGAUGUACCUAUAUAUUAUUUUUAAUUAAAUGAAUGGUGUUUCUGAUUAUUUUUAUUUUAUGGCUGUCUAUGUAUAAAUGUGCCAUAAGUAUUCUUACUUGGUUAUGUGCAAUUAACAUUUAUUUUUCAUCUCAUCAUUUGUCCACUUCACAUUUAGCGGAUACUUUUUUUUUUGUACUAUGUGGGCCACAUUUAUUUCUUUGUUUCAAUCUGACCUCAAAAUAAUGAUUUUCGGUGUACUCAACAUUUUGAACUUUGUAUAAGACAUAGAUAUGAAUAAAAACACUGACAAAAUGUUUACUGUCAAAUUUAAAGCCUAAAUUUGUUUGAUAUUGCCUGCGACAGGUGCUCCUAUUUCCAGGCUUAGUUGCAAUCAUGAAUAUUAUUCAGCUAUUGAUUUGGAAUUAUCUAUUCUUGUACAGGCUAUCAUGAAUAAAAUCUAUAACUGAUUAUAUUUCUAUAUAUUACAUGUAGUUUUAUAUCAGAAAAUAAUACUUUUUAUUAUCGGGUUCUCCCGUAUGGUCAAGUGGUCUGUCAAGUGCUGGGGUCACCUGCCAAACUUUGUGGGUUUUCUCUUGUUCUUUCCACUGCUAAAGACCUGUACGACCAAGGGAAUUUUUGAAAUAAAAUUGUGGAUGUUAAAACCCAUUUCUCUCCUGCAUCCAACAGGUGGUUGAAAUUAAUACUCUCUUCUGAUCAAAACUGAGAGUGGAAUUCGAUUCAUUUCAAUUGAUGUAAUUCACUUGAUCAACAUAAUAAAGCCAUGUAUAAGAAAA
Patella vulgata (common limpet) is the source of this 6254-nucleotide messenger RNA. Its product is annotated as putative sodium-coupled neutral amino acid transporter 10. Gene Ontology annotation, molecular function: amino acid transmembrane transporter activity. NCBI's taxonomy places the organism in Eukaryota, Metazoa, Mollusca, Gastropoda, Patellidae. The record is from RefSeq and is a predicted model, not a curated record. The transcript is spliced from 15 exons. Gene Ontology annotation, biological process: amino acid transmembrane transport. Bases 769 to 3612 code for a protein of 947 amino acids.